AUGCAAGGGGAAAGAAGAGAGGGAGAUAAGAUGAUGGAUGAAGAAGAGAAGAUCAAUACUUUUUACGCUUUGGUUAGAAACAUACGAGAUGCCCAUAAUCAAAUGUCGACUGGUUCUAAAGAGAAAGGGAAAGAAAAAGAAGGAGCAGAAAAAGAAAUGAAACCAGCCUGGACCCCAUCUUUCACUUGGGAAGAUUUUGCUGAGGAAGAUCAUGAGCAAUUCAGAGGCGAUCUUGUAAUGCUCCCACCUACUUCUUCUAAGAAUAUUGAAGAUCAACGACAACCCAAAACAGAUCAGAAAAGGCAAGAUCAAGAUUUAGAUCUCAACCUCUCACUUUGA
This is a messenger RNA of Dovyalis caffra, 339 nucleotides long. The record is from the annotation of a GenBank genome assembly. NCBI's taxonomy places the organism in Eukaryota, Viridiplantae, Streptophyta, Magnoliopsida, Malpighiales, Salicaceae.